AUGUUCGGGCCAACCUAUGUCUUCGAUGACCCGAUGACACUGGGACCUGAGCCCAGUUCCAAGAUCAUCAGUCACGCCCAUGGCAUAACCAGUUCGGCUUCGAAAGAGGAAGAUGCUUCCCAAAUUGUCAUCAUGAACUUGGCAUUCAACGAUGGCAAGUUCAAUGGUAGCGCCCUUAGCGUUCUAGGUGAUUAUCCCUUCUUCCAGAAGUACAAGGAGAUGGCAAUAGUAGGUGGUUCUGGGGCUUUUCGAUUGGCCCGUGGAAUAGUUACAGCAAUAAUCUAUACUUACAAUGAUACCACCCAGAAUGAAAUUAUCGACUUCCACGUCCUCGUUUUGCAUUAUUGA
Messenger RNA from Coffea eugenioides, 348 nucleotides. RefSeq names its product dirigent protein 19-like. The record is from RefSeq and is a predicted model, not a curated record. Lineage: Eukaryota; Viridiplantae; Streptophyta; Magnoliopsida; Gentianales; Rubiaceae. Bases 1 to 348 code for a protein of 115 amino acids. The transcript has a single exon.